AUGCGGCUCCUCGAUACGCUUACGUUGGACCUUGGCGACUUUACGGAUAAUGUCCCGCUUUAUGCGAUUUUAUCUCACAGGUGGAGCAACAAGGAGCCAACACUCCAGGACUCUAGGUUCUGCUCGGUUGCAGCCUCCCAUGGGUUUCAGUAUGGCUGGGUCGACACGUGCUGCAUCGACAAGACCAGCAGCGCCGAACUUUCGGAAGCUAUCAACUCGAUGUACCGCUGGUAUAAGGAUGCGACCAUAUGUUUUGUCUACCUGGGCGAUGUUGGUCGAGACUCUUCUAUGUUAAAUAGUCCAUUUCUUGCCAAGCGCUACCCGGGGUUUUCGAAUAGCAACUGGUUUUCUCGUGGAUGGACUCUACAGGAGCCCAUUGCACCCUCCAUGGUAGUCUUUCUGGACGACACUUGGCAAGAGAUCGACACCAAGUACAGCCUACGUUCCGUUCUUUCCGCUAUUACAGGUAUACCCGAUACAAUUCUUGGUGGUGCGUCGCCGUAUACCGCCAGCAUCGCACAGAGGAUGUCGUGGGCUUCAAAUAGGGAAACAACCCGAGUGGAGGACACUGCUUACUCUUUGAUGGGUCUGUUCGAUGUCAACAUGCCUAUGUUGUACGGUGAAGGGGAGAAAGCCUUCCUCCGGUUGCAGCAAGAAAUUAUCAAAACCUCGGACGAUCACAGCAUUUUCGCCUGGGAGCCUCCGGCAUCUAACUCAGAGGACGGAAACACUGGGCUUCUCGCAACCUCUCCGGCCGCCUUCGCCUUCUGCGGUGACAUAGUGCCCUGGGAUUCUGUCAACGCCCAGAAUACGCUAAGUAGGGCCAUUUCGACAGAUAACAAGGGGAUCCAUUUGAAGCUCAUCACGGCGCUGCUAUCGGCCGUCUUGAGGGAACAUGGCGCCGUCGCCAAGGCAUUGAUCGAUGCCGGAGCAGACGCGAAAGCAGCGGAUGAAGCGGGCCAAACAGCUUUGCAUUACGCGACAGAGACUGGACAGACGGAAAUUGUGAAAUUGCUCCUAGACUCUGGCGCUGAUGUUGAACACGAAGACGUCGACGGGAACACGGCUCUGAUCCUAGCCUCGCAGAGGGGUUACCGGGACGUGGAAAGACUUUUGACGAGAAACGUUUUUGACAUGAGAGCUACGAGUUUGUAA
Messenger RNA from Chaetomium globosum CBS 148.51, 1155 nucleotides. RefSeq lists its product as uncharacterized. Lineage: Eukaryota; Fungi; Ascomycota; Sordariomycetes; Sordariales; Chaetomiaceae. Gene Ontology annotation, molecular function: protein binding. The coding region runs from base 1 to 1155 and encodes 384 amino acids. The record is from RefSeq and is a predicted model, not a curated record. The transcript is spliced from 3 exons.